UAUACCCAGAAAGAGAAGCAUCCUGCUCCUGAAACACCGUUAUAUUAAGUCCCGAACGAUCGAUACGUGUUCAACAUUGAGGCUUGACUUAAAAAUCAUGUCCGCCCUAGGAACGUACAAAUUCAAAACAGGACUUGGAGUCCGCAGUAUAGAGAAGCAACUGCAAAAUACUAUACACACGGGAACCUUACGGACAGACGAAGACCUCACGCUCUGUUGGGUGAAGAUUAACACGGGCUUCGAAAAAAUACUUGCGGGUGGACCUUCAAUAUCCGAAAUUCCAAGUAUUAUACGCCUGCAAAUUGGAUACUACGAAUUGGUCCUCACACCGACCAUGCUUUCACACCUAGAAUCCAAGUGUAAGAUUGCGACAGACUACGAUCCAUUCAAACCCAUAAGCGGCAGCUGCAUCUAUGGUUUUCAAGAGGCCAGAAACAGGAAAGGCAGACAGUUUUUAGAACGCUGCCAGUUUCAUGCGCCGCAUGUGAAGCAGGUGUAUGAUUCAUAUAUCACGAGACGAAAAGAAAGCGAAGCCUGGUGGAAAUUCAAGUUUCCUCUUUCCUGGAAUUGACGAGUGCUAUCCGUAGAAUAAUAAUUCCAGAUCUCUACUUAAU
This is a messenger RNA of Mytilinidion resinicola, 614 nucleotides long. RefSeq lists its product as uncharacterized. Lineage: Eukaryota; Fungi; Ascomycota; Dothideomycetes; Mytilinidiales; Mytilinidiaceae. The transcript is spliced from 3 exons. Bases 98 to 571 code for a protein of 157 amino acids. The record is from RefSeq and is a predicted model, not a curated record.